Branchiostoma belcheri (Belcher's lancelet) is the source of this 2789-nucleotide messenger RNA. RefSeq lists its product as uncharacterized. The coding region runs from base 712 to 1719 and encodes 335 amino acids. The transcript is spliced from 4 exons. The record is from RefSeq and is a predicted model, not a curated record. Gene Ontology annotation, biological process: response to reactive oxygen species. Gene Ontology annotation, molecular function: RNA ligase (ATP) activity. Lineage: Eukaryota; Metazoa; Chordata; Leptocardii; Amphioxiformes; Branchiostomatidae.
UGCUGGUGCUUGUUUUUUCCACAAUAGACUACUAGUAUAUUGACUUUAUAUUGAGCAACACAAAUGUAGAGUAACCAUAGCGACGGAUUACAACGCCGAUUCGAACUUGGCGCGCUUGACGUCACGCUCUUGUGACCGAGAUUCGGUGCGUACUGACCUGGGAACGAGACCCGGCGACGUGAGGAGCAUAAUUGGGCGAUGUUGCCUACAGAUUUUCCUCCAAUUAUGGCAUAACUGAACGCCCUAAAGUGUGCCAACGUUGACUGAACAUUUACAAGGUACGGAGAGGUCCAGCUUCGUAAAUGACAGGACUAUUAACGUUAAGGGCGAGACUGCAACCAUUUUUUCAAGGAAGGGGGAGGGGGGCGUCCGUGCCACCAGACGACAUAUUACUGGACACACGAGGGACGUAAAUUUAUACUGCAAGGAUUCCAAGAGCACUUUGUUGACAAAAAGGAGCUUCUUCUAAUUCUGAGAACAUUCCCCCACGAUGGCUGAGCGGGUCAGCGUGCAAGAGAAGAUGGCGAGACUGCAACCAUUUUUCAAGGAAGAAACUGCGGGGGAGGGGGGCGUCCAUAUGCCACCAGACGACAUUUACUAGACUCACGAGGACGUAUGUUAUACUGCAAGGUUUCCAAGAGCACUUUACUGAUUUACUGACAAACAAGAAGCUUUCCUUCAUUCUGAAAACAUCGAAAACAUUCCCCCACGAUGGUUGAACGUGUCAGCGUGCAAGAGAAGAUCCCCUGCGUGUUUAGGACCGCCGUCUUGCAGAGACAGUCCUCCAAGCGGCAGGACCAGAGUUACCACGUCGGCGCACUGAACCAGCUCACCGCCCAGGCGCUCGAGGCGAACGUCCGGAAGUCCGCGGCGUCGGAAAAGGUGGACGGGACGUGCGUGUACGUGCAGGAGUUCCGGGGAAAACCCUGGCUGUGGGCCCGGCACGACGUCAAACCUAACAAACAGGCCGAGAAGAGGUUCAAGAGGUUCCAAAGCGCCCACCAGGCUUGGGAGAUGGGAGACAAGGAUGGUGCGGAGCCAACGUUCACCUGGACUGUGGAGAAGGACCUGAAGAAGCCGCCAGAGCACUGGGAGCCAGCGCGAGGGGUGCGAAGGAUCGACGGCCGCCUGCAGCCCAGCGCCAGCGGCCACAUUCCCGGCUGGGUUCCCGUGCUGAAGGACUCUCGUAGCCACUGCUGGCACCUGGCUUCCGCAGACUUAGACCGUGGCGUAGCAUUACUUCUCCGGAGGAGACAGGACGAUGGUAAGACGUUGGAAAUCACGCCGGUAAAACUCAAGGAACUGUUGGGGCAAACGCUGGAGCUUGUUGGCACGAACGUGAACGCGAAUCCGUACGGCCUGGGCGGCAAGAAGCGUCCGAUCCACCUCCUGGUGCCGCACGGCGCGCUGAAGUUCGACACGCCGCCGCCGUUCGAUCAUGAGGAACUGGCAGAGUGGUUCUCCACCCCCGCGGGUCAGGUGGAGGGCGUGGUAUGGAGCUGCAAUGACGGACAGCUCUUCAAACUGCACCGGCAUCACCUGGGUCUGCCCUGGCCCGUGGAGGAGCCCAGUCUCACCACUCUACCCGUGGUCGUCACCGUAGAUGGCAGACAGUACGAGUGGGACUUUCCAGAGACCUCCCAGUUUUACCUCUUUGGCAGGCUAAAAGGACAGCAGUUUGACAGUAUUAGAGCCGUGCAAUGGCUGGAAGAGAAUUAGUCCAAUUAGAAUCCUUCCCACAACUUUUGGUGUGUUGGGCAGUGCCUACCACCAUUUCUGUUGCCCAUGGGCCGCACAGUUGUACAAGCACUACAGCAGUUUGUGUUCAACUAACACUAAGCAAGCAGAGAAAGGCUAGAAGAGAAUGGUGUUUGUAAGUAAGCACUCCAUAUUAUGAAAUCUUGUACAAAUUCUGAGCUGUUGUGUUCAGUGUUUCAAGUGUGCAGAAAAGAACUAAAGGCCCUCCAACACUACAGGAACUACCAGUUGUUGACGGAAUAAGAAUAGUAAAGACAGUACUGGGCUGUCCUUGGUUAAAACUGUUUCUUAUUCAGAUGUAGAACUGCAGAUAAAAUCCUGAACAGCAAAAUUUGCUGUGCAUUGUGCCAAUAUCAAGCAGUUUUAUUGAAGAGAAUUUGUUGUACCAUGUAGUUUUAGCAUGGACCAAAAUAGCAAUGUGGACUAUUGUUAAUCUAAGCAUUAUCUCCAAGAAGAUGUAAGAAUCCCACUAAAGAUGUACAAAAUGUUGUAAAACACUGCAACUGAUCCUUAUAUCUGUUAGAGAUUUAUCCUAGCAUACUGUGACUUGCAUAUCUCAACUACUGUACAAUCUUUCUCCACAUGAAUGAAGAAAAUCAUUUGAACUGAAAGUGGUCUCUGCAAUUUUUUUCCCUUGUCUGAAAAAGUUUUAGGAGCUGCUAGAAGUGUAUGCAUUUUAUCUCCUACUAGUCCUAGCAUUCCAACAUGUACACAGAUCAUGGAUAUCAGUGGAUGUUUUAACUAGAUUGCAGUUGUGUUCAGACAUUACAACCUACUUACAAGGAGAUUGUGACAUAUUUCUUGUUUACUGAUCAAAAGGUCUAGUUGAAAUUCAGAGCUGAGGUAUAGACUUCCCUGUGAACAUAACCAAACUGGUAGCAUGAUGUAAGCUGGGUUAUGCGUCUCUUGAUCUCACCAUUAGAAGUGCAAUGUAGUCAAGGCCACAUAUGAUGUACCGGUAUCCACAUCACAAUAGCCUACUAGAGUUGUUUAUAAAACACACUAGUGCUCUUGCUUGUUUACACAUACAU